AACGUCAUCCUCGGCGACGAGAUGGGCCUCGGCAAGACCGCGCAGACGGUCGCUCUGAUCCAGACCCUCCGCACGAUCGAGAAGCUCAACGGGCCGUUCCUCAUCGUCGUCCCGCUCUCGACGAUCACGCACUGGGAGCGCGAGGCGGCAGCGUGGACCGACGCGUACACGGUCCUCUUCCACGGAUCUGCCGACUCACGGCGCGCGCCGCGCGGGCAGGUCAAGUACCGCUUCCACAUCGUCAUCACGACCUACGAGACCGUGGUGCAGGACCCAGAGCCCCUCUCGCGCGUACGGUGGACGUACCUCAUCGCGCACCGCCUCAAGAACCGCCACUCCAAGGUCAUCGAGGCGAUGCGAGAGCUGCGCGCGCGGCGGCGGCUCGUGCUGACGGGCACGCCGCUGCAGAACCACAUCUCGGAGCUCUGGUCCAUCCUCCACUUUCUCGACGCGAGCAAGUUCGACGACCUCGACGACUUCCUCGAGCGGUACGGCGCGCUCUCCGCGGGCAACGGCACCGUCGGGCAGGUCAAUCGGCUCAACAAGCUGCUGCGGCCGCACCUGCUGCGGCGCGAGAAGGCGGACGUGGAGAAGAGCCUGCUCGCGCUGCAGGAGACGCUGCUCUUUGUCGAGAUCACGAACCUGCAGAAGCUCUGCUACCGAGCGUGCCUCGAGCAGAACCGCGAGCUGCUGCUGCGCGGCGUCGGCUCGCAGGGCGGCGGCCACGUCACCUUCAACAAUGUGUCGAUGAUGCUGCGACACUGCUGCAACCACCCGUGGCUCAUCCGCGAGAUCGAGGAG
Emiliania huxleyi CCMP1516 is the source of this 801-nucleotide messenger RNA. RefSeq lists its product as hypothetical. The transcript has 3 exons. The annotation marks the transcript as partial. Gene Ontology annotation, cellular component: nucleus; chromatin. Gene Ontology annotation, molecular function: ATP binding; DNA binding; ATP hydrolysis activity. Lineage: Eukaryota; Haptophyta; Isochrysidales; Noelaerhabdaceae. Gene Ontology annotation, biological process: chromatin remodeling. The record is from RefSeq and is a predicted model, not a curated record.